Molecule: messenger RNA, 3145 nt
Organism: Cucumis melo (muskmelon)
Lineage: Eukaryota; Viridiplantae; Streptophyta; Magnoliopsida; Cucurbitales; Cucurbitaceae
Product: ethylene-responsive transcription factor ERF086
Exons: 1
Coding region: 2047-3021 (324 amino acids)
Biological process (GO): regulation of DNA-templated transcription
Molecular function (GO): DNA binding; DNA-binding transcription factor activity
Source: RefSeq, a predicted model, not a curated record
UUACAGUCAGAAUAUGCCUCUUUCAAUCAUUAUGUUUAAUAUUGGCUGAACCAUGAUUGUGAGGUAUUGCUAAAAACAAGAAGAAGAAGAAGAAGAAGAAGAAGGUUUACCCAAUUGGAUUAUGAUUGGUUUAUGCUGUUCCCAAUGCCAUUUUAGCAUGUGAAUUUAUGUUUUUUUCCAUUCAAAAUUCUGAUAUUAUAUAUAUGAUUUAGAUGCCCCCACCAACACUCUUUUGCUUUUGUUUUGCUGCAGUUUAAUCUUCUUCUUAUUUCCUAAAGUGUUUGUUUGAAAUUCUCUAAGUUAAUUUGUCUUGCCCCUUUUUUGACUCUAUCUAGCCUUUUUAUCAUUGCUUUUGGAGAUCAGAGAAAAAGAAAGUGACCCAUUUUCCUUUUCAUUCAAGGUUUUGCCCUGUUUCUGUUUGAUAAAAGGUCUCAAAGAAAGUUAAGCUGGGAAAUUGUACUACUUUUUACAGGCAUUCUGUUAUUUUUCAGCCAAAGUAGGCCAAGUUUUCUCCUUCAUUUUUGUUCUUUUUUUACUGCUUGCAUUUGUUUUUAGUGAUGCAAAAAAUCAACAAUUUUCAUUAAAAUGAACUGCUUUUGGAGGGAAUGUCAGUUUUUAAACAAACAUGAGAAACACUUUUUGUCAUAUCAUACGUUAGUCAAAAUACAUCUUGAGUCUCUCUUACUUUAGUUUGUGUAAUAGUUUUAGCUUUUGGGUUUUUAACCAUUUAAGUUAAUGACAUUAUAGAUACUCUACUUAGCAUUAAGUGAAAACACAAAUAGACAUUGAUACUAAAUACCUAACUACACAUUUGCAUUAAGGUAGUGAGAAAUUUGACCCCACUAUAUUCAUUUGGCCUUGUUACAACCCUUCUUAGACCGUUUAAUCUAUAAUUGUCACCUUAAGGGACGAGAAGAAGUACAUGGAGUAAAACGUCAUGGAAACCGAUAUCUAGAAUUGAGUAUAGUUAGGGAGAAGAAGAAGUAUAAGGACUAAGACGCCACAAGAAACAAAGAUAUCUAAAAUAGAAUAGAGUUCAAGGAGAAGAAUAAAUAUAGUGACUAAAUAGAAUAUACUUAACGGAGAUAAGUGCAUGGACAACAAUGUGACAAGAGCUAAGUUCUAAAUUAGGAUAUAUUUCAAGGAAAUAAAGUAUAAGAACUAAAAUGUUACAAAAGACAAUGUUGAAAAGAGAAGGUAGUUCCGGUAGAAGAAGAAGUAAGAGCCUAAGACAUCAUGAGACUCUGGAUCUAAAAUAGGAUAUAGUGCAGGAAGAAGAAGAAGUAUAAGGACUAAAACGUCACGUGAGCCGAGAUCUUAAAUAAGAUAAAUUUUGACCUGACUUUUUCAUGAAAGUGGAUAACAAGCUGAAGUGGGUUUGCUACCAUGAAAACAGACAAGAAAGCCUCAAAAGAGUAGCUCUUAUUAAUCACAUAAUUAAUCCAUUGUCUUUUUUUUUUUGGGUUAAAGUAUAGAUAAUCUUAACUGCUCCCUUUGAAAAUCAUGAAACAGACAACAAAAACAGACCAAAUUUCUCUUAUUGGUUCUGUUUUUCUUAAACUACGCACUUACAUGUGCAAAUUGAGGUUUAUUUGAGCCAUGUAAAUUUUGAUCACAUUCAAACAUACCUUAAAUGUUUUUUACUUUGUUUUUUUUUUUUUUUUUUCUUUUUUCAUUUUCUUUUCUUUAGGGAUUGUUCCAACUGUUAUGGGAACUUGAAAAGAAAAGACUACCAUUUUUCAAAUAUUAUAUUUGAUGAGAUUGUAAGUAAAACAAUAUCCCUGGAUUUGUACCUUUUUCUUUCAUAUCAGAGUGAUUAAAGGGAUUGAAUAAGGAAUAGUGACUUUCAAAAAAAGAGGUCUUCCAUAGAAUGACAUGUACAAUGUACUUUUUCCCCCUUUUUUUCUCCUUCACCAACUCACACUCUUUAAAAAGACCUACAAGAGCUUCCUCAAACCUUCACCCCAAACUCAAAAACUUUAUCUCUUCUGAACUGUCAUUACCCUUCAUAUUAUACUGUUUUUUUAGUUCAUUUUUUUUGCUCUAAUGGCUACCUCCAAAGCCUCAGAUAAAGGCUACCCAAUUUAUGAAACUGGUCAAUCUCAAAUGGGUUUUGCCCUACUUCAAAGAAACUCAUCUCCAAUAUCUCAAAAUGGAGGUGAAAGAAGAGGUAGAAGAAAACAAGCUGAACCAGGAAGGUUUCUUGGUGUAAGAAGAAGACCUUGGGGAAGAUAUGCUGCUGAAAUUAGAGACCCAACAACUAAAGAAAGGCAUUGGCUUGGAACUUUUGAUACUGCCCAUGAAGCUGCCCUAGCCUAUGACAGAGCUGCCCUGUCAAUGAAGGGCACUCAAGCAAGAACAAACUUCAUUUACUCUGACACUUCAACUUUCCAUUCUCUUCUCACUGCUUUUGAUGUUCAAACUAAUUUGCUUCCUAAUUCUGAUCAUUCUCAUUCCAAAUUACAACAAAUUACUCCUCCCAUUACUACUCCCAAUAACCAACAUAACAACAAUAUCUCAUUUGCUCAAUCUCAGGCCUUAAAUCCUUCUGUUAUUGAUGAUCACGACAGCAAUUUCUUCUUCUCUAAUGAUUCUAACUCAGGUUAUUUGAGUUGCAUUGUUCCUGAUAAUUGCUUGAAACCUCCUUCAGAUUCUAACUACAAAACCCAACCUAAGAACAUCCAUUCCUCUACUACUUCAAAUGAUCUUAAAAAAUUCAGUUUCUUUGCCUCAAACUCCAUUGAAACUCUCCCUUUUGAAGGUUUGGAUGUUUAUAAUAAUAAUAACAAUGGUGGUUAUGGAUCUGUUAUGGAGGAACAACAGGAAAUUUGGGAGAGUAAUGGAGAUGAACUGUCAGCUAUAAUUAAUAGCUCUUCUUCUUCUUCUAUGGUGGGUGAAAAUGGAGGUUUUCAUCCAUUUAUGAACACUUCUUAUGGUGGUUUGUUGCCUCAAUCUUCUACUUGUUCUCCUUCAGCUCCUUCUUUUGGUGAGGCAUUUGAUUUUGGGUAUACAUUACUUUGAGUAGCAAAUGAACUGAAGUUGGUGAAUCUGUUUAAAAGAAAGUGAUUAUUAUUAUUAUUUUUUCAUGCAUGUACUUUCUGCUUUUGUUUUUCCUGUUGUGAUAUGAAGAAUCCAUGUUUUAUCU